This is a messenger RNA of Vespa crabro (European hornet), 1983 nucleotides long. RefSeq names its product protein disulfide-isomerase A6 homolog (gene CaBP1). The record is from RefSeq and is a predicted model, not a curated record. The transcript has 6 exons. The coding region runs from base 172 to 1464 and encodes 430 amino acids. Gene Ontology annotation, cellular component: endoplasmic reticulum lumen. Gene Ontology annotation, molecular function: protein disulfide isomerase activity; protein-disulfide reductase activity. Gene Ontology annotation, biological process: response to endoplasmic reticulum stress. NCBI's taxonomy places the organism in Eukaryota, Metazoa, Arthropoda, Insecta, Hymenoptera, Vespidae.
UGUCCACGAAAAGCAGUAGGCGAGGAGACCUAACCGCGAACGAAAAGAACGAUCUUACUUUAUAUGGAUAAACGACACGUUACGAUUCAGUUGUAUACUUAAUGAAUUGUAGUGAAAGAUAAUUUUUUUUUUUAAAAGAAUUUCUAAACAGCUAUUGAAUCGCUAAGAAAAAUGCAGAUUCUUUUAGGACUGCUAAUAUUAAUUACUGAUGUAUAUUGUUUGUAUUCUUCGAAUUCGGAUGUCAUUGAUCUCAAACCAAAUAAUUUUGAUAGUUCAGUAAUAGACAGUGAACAUGUGUGGAUUGUGGAAUUUUAUGCACCAUGGUGCGGACAUUGUCAACAAUUUGUACCAGAAUAUGACAAAGCUGCGACAGCUUUAAAGGGAAUCGCAAAACUAGGAGCUAUAAAUGCGGAUGAACAUAAAUCUCUUGGAUCUAGAUUUGGUGUACGUGGUUUUCCAACAGUUAAAAUUUUUGGUCAUGAUAAAAAUAAACCCGAAGAUUUCAAUGGACCUCGUACAGCAGCUGGUCUCAUUGAUGCUGCUACAAAUGCAGUUUCUCAGAAAGCAUAUGCAAAAUUAGGUGUCAAAAAAGGUGGUAGUGGUAAUAAACAAACUAAAGAUUCCAAGGAUGUAGUCGAAUUAACUGAUGAGAAUUUUGACAAAUUAGUAUUAAAUUCAGAAGAUAUGUGGUUGGUUGAAUUUUAUGCUCCAUGGUGUGGACAUUGCAAAAAUUUGGCACCUGUCUGGGCUUCUGCAGCUACAGAACUUAAAGGCAAAGUAAAAUUAGGAGCCCUCGAUGCAACUGCACAUAGAGUCAAAGCGAGUCUAUAUGAAAUAGUGGGAUAUCCAACCAUUAAAUAUUUCCCGUUAGGCAAGAAAAAUGCUGACUCGGUACAGGAAUAUGAUGGUGGCCGUACUAGCACUGAUAUUGUUAACUGGGCUUUGGAUAAACUGGCUGAAAAUAUACCAGCACCCGAAGUAGUUCAAAUUGUUAAUGAAAAAAGUUUAAGAAGUGCAUGCGAAGAUAAACCACUUUGUGUAGUUUCAGUGUUACCGCAUAUAUUAGAUUGUCAGUCAGAAUGUAGAAAUCAGUACUUAAAAGUUUUAAGUGAUCUUGGAGAAAAUUACAAAAAGAAAAUGUGGGGGUGGGUUUGGUCAGAGGCAGGAGCUCAAUCGAACAUAGAAGAUGCAUUAGAAAUUGGAGGAUUUGGUUAUCCUGCUUUAGCGGCAGUAAAUAUUAAAAAAAUGAAAUAUUCUCUGUUGAAGGGAAGUUUUUCCUACGAUGGAAUAAAUGAAUUCUUAAGAGAUUUAAGUUAUGGACGUGGUGGAACUGCUCCUUUGAAAGGAGCUCAGUUACCUUCUAUACUUGAAAUUACACCUUGGGACGGUAAAGAUGCUGAACCACCGCAAGAAGAAGAAAUCGAUCUUAGUGAUAUAAAUUUGGAUGAGAAAGAUGAAUUGUAAUCAUUGAAAUAUCAAUGAAAUCUUUUUUUAAUGAUGCUGUACUCAGUCUGUCAGGUAUGCUUUUUCAGAGCAAGAAUACGUUACAUUUCAUUAUGUAUAACGUAAUAAUUCUCAAUAGCGUAUGUUUUAUAAAAAAAAAAAAAAAAAAAAAAAAAAAGAAAAAGAAAAAAAAAUGUUAAAUUGCCUAUAAUAUUUUGCUUUUCAGCUACAAUAUGUUUCAGUAUUGUAUGUAUCACUGAAAAUCAAUCUCCAGGUGGUCUCUUUUAAAUAUAUUAAGUUUUCGAAAUAUCGAUGCUUGAAUUAUGGAGAAAUAUAGUAUUAUGUUUGUCAACUACUUGGACCAAAAGUUAUUUGGAAAUAUCAUUUUAUAAAAAUCACAUUGAAAGUAUGUCUGUAUUGCAUAAACUGUAUUUUUCCAUGAUAUAAGCGUCCCUUCCAAGAAAGCCAAUUACAUAAAUUUAUGUAAACUUCCUAGAAAAAAAAAAAGAGAAAAAAAAACAGACAAACAAAAAAGAAAAA